Molecule: messenger RNA, 642 nt
Organism: Ramularia collo-cygni
Lineage: Eukaryota; Fungi; Ascomycota; Dothideomycetes; Mycosphaerellales; Mycosphaerellaceae
Exons: 1
Coding region: 1-642 (213 amino acids)
Source: RefSeq, a predicted model, not a curated record
AUGACAAGCGAAUUGAACGUGCUAUGGAAGCUGCCUGCGGAGCUAAGAGAACAAAUCUACACUCAUACCUUUGCCUGCCAUGAACAGCACGCAUACUGCAUCUGGAAAGACGGCAUAUUACUCACGCUCGUCGACAGCAGAAUCUACAAACCAUCAACUCACACCUCUCACAACCUUGGCCGCUCCACCAAAUGCGGCUCGUGUGCCCUGGGACUUCUGAGGACUUGUCGUUCAAUCCACGAGGAAGCAAUACCCGUCUUUCACCAUGCUGUAGAUGUGAAGCUGCAUAUAGAUGGCCGCUAUCGCUCACCAUGGGAAGGUCAGGAUCUUGGUGCCGUGGAAGAUCUCACGUUGUUACGCAAUGCGAGAGUUUGGGAUGUGACUGUGCGGUUGAGCAGAGCGGAAGAUUAUGAGCGGUUAAUCAUGCAGCUGAAGAUGCUGAGUACGCUUGUGGUGGCUACAAGGGUGGAAUGGCGUAGUAUCUCUGUUCAGAUCUCUAGACAUUCGGAGGCUCCGGAGAUUGGAUUCGGUGUACUGGAAGCUGUGCGUCUGYUGACGGGCGUUCUAGAAAUCGAAGAGAUCAAAGAUCCUUGGAGAGAGGGCACGACCGUCUUUGAUUAUCAGUCCUCCGAGAGACGUUGA